GAGGAUCUUGUCUCGACCUCGCGAAUCCGCGUGCCGAGCCACCCUGUUCAAUUUUCAUCUCGUUGUAGGCGCUCGUUUUGCGUAUGUAGCUGGGGGUAUGAUAAUACCUUUGCGUCUGGUGGUGCAAUCGUGGGGUAGAAAAAUCGAGCGGGUGGAACCACCCCUCAUCAAUUUUAUUUUAUUUGCAACACAGAAAUUCGAUGGCUGGAUAUGCAACUAGUACAGUAUGUAUCAAUUGUGUUGCUAGUGAUAACAGCCAUAAUUUUGCUUUGCACACAAACCUUGCCCAGUCGCUUUCUGGGAGGUGUCGCUUCUUUUGUACUGGCAGCUCGCGCUGUCUUGCACACCAAGGUGCUGUAAGAGAUAACUUCUCAAUCACAUAAUCAUUUUAUGUGGAAGCUUAUCAUUUGGUCAUGACUAAUUUUAUUGUAUUAUUAGUAAAAAAACUUGCAAAGUUUCAAAUAAAUUCUCUGAGAAUCCAACUACCGGACCAAUCUUGUAGCUCGUUUCAUAUAUGUGGCACUUAAUGGAUGUGAUAGUCUCUGAAAUGCGAGACUAGAAUUUUCACCCAGCAUGACAGCAAAUUAUGUUAUUUAUAUAUACAUUUUUUUGCUCCUUUCUGGGUUAAGCAUGUACAUAUUUCUAAGUGCUCCUGUAAUUAUUAUACAUAUUUCUAAGUGCUCCACAUCUUUGUAUUAUUCUGGAUAGUAGUAUAUUUCCUGGACCUUUUUCCCCCGAUUUAAUGAUCUAAAAUGGUGUGCAGAUUAGGUUUUUAAAUGGACGAAAUAGAAUUCUUUUUGGACGGAUAUAGCAUGGCCUACCUGAGAAGGAAGUAUUCAUGCUUGUGGUCAGCUUGACUGAUAUCAAACAAUGGCGGAACACUUGGCUUCAAUAUUUGGUACAGAGAAAGACAGGGUCAACUGUCCAUUUUACUUCAAGAUUGGAGCUUGUCGUCAUGGCGAUCGCUGCUCUCGCAUCCAUAACAGGCCAACCAUAUCACCUACUAUUGUGCUCAUGAACAUGUAUCAGCGCCCUGAUAUGAUUACCCCUGGGGUUGAUGCUCAAGGCCAGCCGAUAGAUCCCCGCAAGAUGCAGGAGCAUUUUGAAGAUUUUUAUGAGGAUAUCUUUGAGGAACUGAGCAAGUUUGGUGAGAUUGAGACCCUCAACGUCUGUGACAACCUUUCUGAUCACAUGAUAGGCAAUGUGUAUGUCCAGUUCAGAGAGGAAGAUCAGGCAGCAGCAGCUCAUACCGCCCUUCAGGGACGCUUUUACUCUGGUCGCCUAAUAAUUGUUGACUUCUCUCCUGUGACGGACUUCCGUGAAGCGACCUGCAGGCAGUAUGAGGAGAACACCUGCACUCGUGGUGGGCACUGCAAUUUCAUGCAUGUGAAGCAGAUAGGUAAGGAUCUCAGGAAGAAACUCUUUGGGCGCUACAGGAGAUCGCAACGAGGAAGGAGCCGCAGCCCAAGCCCACACCAUAGGAGAGAGCGUCGUGACCGUGAUGACUAUCGUGGCCGUGAUGAUUUCCGUCGCGGUGGUGGCGGCGGUGGACGGAGGGGUGGGAGCAGCAGGCAUGAAAGGCACGACGAUGGAGGAAGGCGUAGGUAUGGAGGCAGCCCUCCGAGGCGUGCAAGAAGCCCUGUGAGGGAGAACAGCGAGGAGCGCAGGGCCAAGAUCGAACAGUGGAAUCGUGAGAGGGAGGCGAAGUAAGGGUGACCACUGUCGUCUGGGUGUGUCCUGUGCUGUUCUUCUAUAUAUUGGUUUUCGUUCUGUAGUUGCUACUAUGCUUGAUUUGCUUUUCUGUUCCUGUAAUUUAGGUGACUUCAUCCUGAGACUUUGAAAUUGUCACUAGUGUGCUGCCGGAAACUUACGUUUUAGCUACUUCGAACUUAAUCGUACUAUAGUUGUUUCCCA
Molecule: messenger RNA, 1914 nt
Organism: Triticum aestivum (bread wheat)
Lineage: Eukaryota; Viridiplantae; Streptophyta; Magnoliopsida; Poales; Poaceae
Product: splicing factor U2af small subunit B
Exons: 2
Coding region: 871-1710 (279 amino acids)
Biological process (GO): mRNA splicing, via spliceosome
Cellular component (GO): U2AF complex
Molecular function (GO): RNA binding; metal ion binding
Source: RefSeq, a predicted model, not a curated record